Molecule: messenger RNA, 2364 nt
Organism: Argiope bruennichi
Lineage: Eukaryota; Metazoa; Arthropoda; Arachnida; Araneae; Araneidae
Product: CKLF-like MARVEL transmembrane domain-containing protein 8
Exons: 4
Coding region: 243-854 (203 amino acids)
Cellular component (GO): membrane
Source: RefSeq, a predicted model, not a curated record
ACUUCCAUUCCUCAAAAACCUAUUCAUGGUCACACAUCGCCGAACGCUAUUCGCUCGAAGGUGCUAACACACAUACACACACGCAUACGUUCAUCCAUAGGUGAACAGGUUUCCUUUGCGGAAUGAAGGGAGUAGAACGGAACACCUCCACUCAACUCGCAGCAGUAUCUCUUUAAACUGCAAACGAUUUUGUUGGAAUUCUUUCUCCUUUUCGAAUAAGAACAAUCUGAUUCGGAAUAAAAAUGAUGGCGCCAUCGGAAACGAGUGUGCAAACCACGAACACGAGAAAAACUGAUACAUCCCAUUCUGUUGGAGUAAAAGUGACCACCAAAGCGGAGUCUACUGGGAUAACGGAUAAUCUGGAGCUGAAUCCCUGGUAUUUCAGAACAGUUCCUGGAAUUCUGAAGCUUGUCCAACUGUUGUUCGCUAUUAUCUGCAUGGGAUGUGGAUCCCCAGUCGUCACCUCCUACACCAAUUUCUUCAUGUUCGUUGUUGCCAUAUACUUCAUCAUCACCCUCGUUUUCUGCAUCAUAUACUUCUUCACAAUCAAAAAACUGCUACCCAAGCUCCCUUGGCUUUUGAUCGAACUAGGUACCACAGCAGUAGGAACUGUUCUUUACUUCACCGUAGCUGUUGUUCAACUAGCUGCAACGAAUAGGAAAGAUUAUCAUUAUGCCUUGUAUCAUCACGGAUAUUAUUCCUCGUAUAUAGCUGCAGGGUGUUUCGGAUUGUUCAAUUUCAUUGCCUACGCUGCCGGAACAUUUUUCUUAUUCAUGGAAUGGAAGGAUUCGAAACCAGCAACUACUACUGUCACCAUUCCAGAUUCUACACCCAAUCCUACAAAUUCACACUGAAAAUUUCAAGAGACUUGUUAGAAUGAUAUUUCAGUGUUUAAACACUGGUGUGGUUCACCCAAAGCAUCAAGGGGAUGGCUAAUCUUUACGAAGUAUCAGAUUGAUCAAAAGAAAUUUUGGGCUGGUUUACUGACAGUGGUUUAACAUGUUGACUCUUGAAAUUCUGGAUUCUUGAUGUGGUUAUAAGUUGAACGAGUAGGGGGGAUCCAAGAAUACACUGUGUAUUAUAGUUGUAUUGCUUUGAUGUUCUAUUUUUUUGGUAAAUUAACUUCAUUAACAGUCAUAAGAAAGAUUAAGUAAAAAAGGAAACUUUGUUUUGUGUCUAUGAAUUUCAUCUUUAUAUAAAAGCCCACGGAAUGUGUUCAUUAUUUUCUUGGUGCUUUUUGCAUUUCCAUUGAAAAGGAUGUGAAGUAACAUAUUCAAAAGAUUUUUUUUUUGUUUUUGUUUAUGGAAAUUGUUACUGGAAAAAUGUUUUGUUUACGGUAAUAGUUUUUUUAAAAAUACACAGAAGUCUAUAUAAUAUUUUGGAAAUAUACAGUGAAAGACAAAAAAGAAUGUAGGGUUACCUCUAGUUCAUUAAGAAAAGUUGUAAUACUAAUACUUUGUUACUUUCAUGUUUAUAAAUUAUCGAUAUUUUUGUGUAACUGUGCUUUUUUUUCAGAAAAAUAUUCGAGCUUGAUUUAAUUCCAUAGAAUACUAGAAAUUCGGCAUUCAAAUUAUUAAGCUUCUUUAUUAUACUAAAAAUAAAGCUUUAUAUCUAUGCCAACGAAUAAAAUUCAUGUUCCUGGAAAUCAAUUUUGUUUUGCCAUAAAAGCGUAGUUUAAUAUUGCUAUACUUAGGAAUCUUCAUUAAUUGAUGACAGCAAAGAUUUUUAUGAAUCUGAAGUUAAUGAAAUGAUUAAAACUGUAAUAAGACGAACUCAAAUUAAAAUUUGUCAUGUUUGUUAUCAAUAAAGUUCUUGUCUAAUUUUAUUGCUAUAUGAUUAUAUAUUGAAAAGAUAGCUAAAAAAUUGUUAUUCUUCAAAAAUAUCACAAAAGCAUUCUAAAAUUUAUUACGGAUUCUAAAAGUUAUUACGAAUAAAUAAAAAUCUACAACUCGAAUUACGAACAUAAGUAGAAAAUGGCAAUUUUAAACUCCGAAUAAUAUUAUUAUGUUCCCAUAUAUCAAGAUAUUUCGUAUUUUAUAUAAAAGAUUCUUUAAAAGCCAUAUUUUAUUUAUUGAAACAAUAAAAUCAUGGUUGUGUUUUAUCAUUGUUAAUGCAAUUUUAUGGAAUAUUUUGUUAUAAGGAUAAAAUAUGUUGAUGUAUAUUUAAUGAAUUAUUGUCAUGUUUUUGAUAACAGUCUUUUGUGUAUAGAAGAAUCUAUAUUUUAUUACAAUGUCAUAGAUUAGAUAUUUUAUGGUGAUAAAGUUGUAUUGUUUCGUAAAUGCGAAUUUUGUGGAAUCAACUGUUUUAUGAAAAUAAUGGCAUACUAUUUUUUUGGAGACUGAAUAAAAGUCAUUAUUAUUUUCA